Messenger RNA from Drosophila simulans, 1381 nucleotides. RefSeq lists its product as uncharacterized. The transcript is spliced from 4 exons. NCBI's taxonomy places the organism in Eukaryota, Metazoa, Arthropoda, Insecta, Diptera, Drosophilidae. The coding region runs from base 847 to 1281 and encodes 144 amino acids. The record is from RefSeq and is a predicted model, not a curated record.
GAAGCGCGGGGCAGCUAAGCAACCUGCCCGAAGGAGGUCUCCUCUAUUGACUUAGUCUAAUUUACACGUUGUGUACUUUUUAUAUAUUUAUACAUACCUACUUGUACUAAUCGAAUGUUAUAACCUACGCAACGUAUUUUUAUAUAUCUUGACUAACUUGAUAACACCAGAGGAAGGCGACGUUUGCCAAGUUUCUUAAGUCUACCUUAACCAAUCUUUAACGCCACUUAACUCAAAUUAAUCAACGAUUCUCACGCAGAACGUUUUCGAAAAUACGCUACAUUUUGCAGUCUAUAACGUUUAUAACGCGAGUUAACUGAAAAUCGAAUAGUUAUACAUCAAAACAUACAUAUGAAGCAAUGCCGUGCGGUGAUAUUGCAGUAACAUUUUUUUAUACCUAAUUAUACUAGUUAAAGAUGCAAGGAAACCAAAUAGUAAAAUGCAUGUUACAAAUUUUACAAUUAACAAAUUUUUGCACACUCGCCACUCAAUUCGUUAGCUAAUCAAUUAAAUUCCAUUGCAUUAUUCAAAGUAAUCGACUCGAGAUCGUAUCUCAUUGUAAAAUGGUGUAGCCACAAGCUGGAACCCCAUCGAUAGAUAGGCGCGCAUGGAAGGCCCAGCUUGCUGGCCAGUCGAAGCAAUAAUAAGCGAAUCCUUCAAUAAAAUUAUAAUUAUACACUAACCAACAAAGGUUUUCAAUUGCUGCGCUGGUGGAGCUACAGUACAAUAUGAGAUUAGAUAAGGUCUGCGGCAAAAGCUAGCCUGCUCACCCAUCGCCACCAUGAGUACUCCCCUUCAGUUGUGAAAUAGUCGGCGGUCUGCUAGUUUCUCUGCGGGAUCGUAAACAUGUGGGGACUGGACACCAAGGGAGGAAUCAUCUGCUCGGGCUGCCUGUCCAUAGCCUUUGCCAUAACCUAUCUGGCUUUGAUGGACGAUUACUUCUGGAGAAAUGGACUCUAUGAGAUGGGAAUGCACUUUUCGUCGCUGCAGAUCUUGGCCAGCCUGGUGCUCAUCGUUGGAGCCAUAAAGCAAAAGCACAAGUUCUUCGUGCCGUGGAUGAUAAGCACAGGAUUCUUUUUAUACCUGAUGAUGUACCUGCUCAUUUCACUGAUAGUCCAGGGCACAGGGUGGAUCUUCGGACCGUUGAUGGUGGUUCCGUUCUCAGCCUAUCUGUGUUGCGCCUUGUACUCGGUGCAAAAGGCCUUCGACAGGAUGCGCAAGGAGGAGCCACCGGCAUAUGCCAGCUUGUCCGACAAGAAGGAGUUCAUCAAUCAUAUAUAGAUAGAUACAUAUAUAAGCAAUGUCAAUACAAACAAAAAGAUUAAAGGCAGAUCAGAUAGCUGGAAAAUAAAAGCUAAUUUCAAGUGCUAUUACAAUCAAA